AUGGAUAAUAAUAUAUCAAAGAACUAUCAAAAUAUUGGUGAUCAAGGAAAUAUGGAAAUAGAUGAACGGAAUAUGAAUAUAAACGAUAAAAAUACUGAACAACAUCACAAACGAAGCCGAAAUCUGACCGAAGUAGAUGAAGGUGUACUUCAAAGUCCAAAAAAUCGUCGUACUCUAGGUGACUUUGGCACAAAAGAGCAAAACAAUCGAGGAUCAUUUAUAAUUCGAAACCAAAAUUAUCAUCAUCGAAACGUUACAACAGAAACAAGAACUUCAAAUCAUUAUCAAAAACAAUGUUCAAUAGUUUCAAAUAAUUUAAAUGAAAAUAUAGACUUCAAUCGGUACAAUAUAAAUGAACAAUCAAUCUCUUAUGCUUUCGAUAUGCACUUGCCACUGAUUACAAUGGAAUGUAAACCGAAAUUAAAAUCCAAAGAUAUUGCUACUAAAUUAAUUAUGUUAUUUUUCAAAGAGAUUGAGUUAGAUUUUCGUAAACAACAUCCGAAUCACAAAAAACCUAUCGGUUUUGAACGUUGGUGGCAAGAUGCUGAUGGUGUUCGUAUAUUUGGUGAGACAAAGGAUGUUGACUUAUUCAUUUAUUUGUGUGAAGCAAAAAGAUACCCAAACAAAAUUGAAAACACUUAUAUUGUACCAGAUCCUCCUAAGCGGCUUCCACCACAAAAUACUGUGGUUAUUAAAUUUGUAAGAAAUGAUAUUGAACUCGAAGAAAUUCGGAAUGAAAUUAAGGACCGAUACAAGUCUACAUAUACGGUUGAAAAUAUGCUGGGUACAUUAAGAUCGAACAAUAGACAUGUCCGAGUAGAUUUUAGUGAUAAAAAGGAUUAUGAUUCAAUACUCAACAGUGGUGUUAUUGGUGUGCAGGGUCAGCUUUUUGAUGUCGAUGAGUAUUUGCCUGCCCCUAAAAUACUCAUUUGUACCAAGUGCAAUGAACCGGGGCAUACUAAAAAACAAUGUCGACUAUCUUUUGAAAAAUGUCGCCGGUGCGGUGAAAAUAGGCUUGAUAAUAAUGAUCAUAAGUUAUGCUCUAUUAAAUGUCAACAUUGUGGAAGUGGUGAACAUUUUUCAAAUGAUCAUCGAUGUCCCUCGAUUCUCGAUUUUAGACGUCAAAUUGUAUCUGAACUUCGAAAAAGACCAAACUGUUUACCACCUCAAGUUCAAUUAUUUAUUCCUGUAGACUGUAGACCUAUAGGUAAUUCGACUAAAAUUCUCAAUAAUGCAAGUGCAAGCUCAACAUCUCAGAAAAUAAACUGCUUGACUAAUAAUAAUUUUACGCACAAGAGUGAAUGGCCAAGUCUUCCAGCUGCUGCAAAUAGUCAACAGAUAUUAAGUAUGUCUGCUAUUGGUAAACAGUUGAUUGCAGAACAAACAAUUAAAUCGUUCUCAAACGAUCUUAAUGAGCUAAAACAAGAUUACCUUGAAGAGCAACGAAAAAUUGAUCAACGUUUUCAAGAACAACUAAAAAAUAUUCAGAACGGGUGGUUAGCUAUUCAGAAUCAAAUUUCUACACAAAAUGAAAUGAUUAAUACCACAUGUACUCUCAUCGAUGAUAUACUAUUUGAUUCAUGCAUACACUUGACUAACAUGAUGGUUGCUAUUGUAAACGAACUGAACAACAAAGUAACAACAGAAGAAGAAAAGAAAAGAUAUAGUUCAAUUGAUGAACACAUCAAAAUCAUGUCAAGAAAAAUACUUGACAAGAAACAAUCAUAUUAUAACUAUCAAGAACAAUUAAAUACACUAAUGUCUCAACAAAGAACUGCUGCCAUUUUGACUAUGAAUUCUAUAUUCUUAACAAACAAUGUACAACAAUGA
Messenger RNA from Rotaria sp. Silwood2, 1830 nucleotides. The record is from the annotation of a GenBank genome assembly. Lineage: Eukaryota; Metazoa; Rotifera; Eurotatoria; Philodinida; Philodinidae.